Triticum aestivum (bread wheat) is the source of this 825-nucleotide messenger RNA. Its product is annotated as UDP-N-acetylglucosamine transferase subunit ALG13 homolog. The record is from RefSeq and is a predicted model, not a curated record. The transcript is spliced from 4 exons. Gene Ontology annotation, molecular function: hexosyltransferase activity. Gene Ontology annotation, cellular component: UDP-N-acetylglucosamine transferase complex. The coding region runs from base 218 to 736 and encodes 172 amino acids. Lineage: Eukaryota; Viridiplantae; Streptophyta; Magnoliopsida; Poales; Poaceae. Gene Ontology annotation, biological process: dolichol-linked oligosaccharide biosynthetic process.
CCUAGCCGACGAGCUCCUGCAGACCGCCGCCGCCCCGCGCGCUCUGCUGGCUACCGCCACCGUGGUGCUGUCCGCCCCGGGCUGAGGUCUGUACAUAGUCGCUGCUCCACCGCCGGCCGCCGGGCCCUGCCUCCUCUGCGCCCAACCACCCACGAAUCCGCGUCGCCGUCCUACUCCCCGGCCGUCGCGCUGCACUCGAGCUUACUCUUCAGAAGAGAUGGGAGAUAGAGAAAGGCGAAUGGUGUUUGUGACAGUAGGGACGACAUGUUUUGAUGCUCUUGUCAAAGUGGUAGAUUCUGAGGAAGUCAAACAAGCACUACUGCAGAAAGGUUACACAGACCUUCGGAUUCAAAUGGGCCGAGGAACAUACACGCCAUCCAAGGCCUCAGGAAAUUCAAAUCUUCAAGUUGAGCAUUUCACCUUUUUACCAAGCAUAGCUGACAACAUACGAGAAGCAUCCUUAGUCAUCAGUCAUGCAGGUUCUGGCAGCAUAUUUGAGACGCUGCAACUGGGCAAGCCUCUUAUCGUCGUUGUGAAUGAAGAUCUGAUGGAUAAUCACCAAAGUGAGUUAGCAGAGGAACUGGCCGAGAGGAAUCACCUUUUGUGUGCCCAUCCACAGACGCUGCGAGCAACCGUCGAGGCGAUGGAUCUGCAUGCGCUCCAGCCGUACAUUCCAGGAGAGGCGAGGCCAGUUGUGGCACUGAUCAACGAAUUUCUUGGUUUUCCUGUCGAUUGAUAGUGAGGCCAGUUGUGGCACUGAUCAACGUUUCUUGGUUUUCCCGUCGAUUGAUAGUACACAUUUUCUCUUCAUGUAGAUGUACUCAA